This is a messenger RNA of Rhipicephalus microplus (southern cattle tick), 1535 nucleotides long. RefSeq lists its product as uncharacterized. The record is from RefSeq and is a predicted model, not a curated record. Lineage: Eukaryota; Metazoa; Arthropoda; Arachnida; Ixodida; Ixodidae.
GCUAUCGUCCAUGAUCGCUGGUAGGGGCUGGUAGGUGUUCUGUGCUAGUACUGUAUAUGCUCAACCGUCGCUUCUAAAUAAGGGACCUUAUUCUAAAAAUUAAACCCCUUGGUCAAUGCCUUGCCUUGAACUAGAUGCCAUAUGAGGAACUCUAUGAUGAGGAGAAGUGCCUGUGCUGUGAUGAUGUCAGUGGUGUUCGCCCGCAGCACGAUAGUUUAGGUGUUCUGUGACCGCACGUCGCGUGGGGACUCUUUCGGCUUGUUCAUCUGCGAUGGAGAGGACGCCGGAAGACGACGCUUCUUCGCCAGCUGAAAUAUCCGCCGAAGCGAUAAGUCCUAACCCGGCCAUCGCUGGCGUUGCGAAGGUUAGCAAAACCGAGCGCUUUCGCGAAUGGCGACGUCGCGUCUUGAACACCGACGAGGCGCGAGCCAGAGAGGCUGAACGCAAGCGUCGGCAUCGGAAGGCCAACAACACCGAGGAGGCGCGAGCCAAGGAAGCCGAACGCAAACGUCUUCAGCGCCUCCGCAACAUCGACGAGACGCGAGCCAAGGAAGCCGAGUGGAAGCGCCGACAGAGGAAGGCCAAAGCCGGCAAAUCCUCGACAUCGUCGGCAACGCCUCGAAAGCGCCGGGCUCCGCCGGCCGAUCUAGAAGCGUAUCGACGCCGCAACGCCGAUCGCGUUCGCGCAUGGCGCGCCAAGAACGCCAGGGCCGACGCCAAACAGCGUUUCCUCGAGACAGCGCUGUACCAGCUCCUCCAGCAGGUUGGGAACAAGGUACAGUGCGAGGAUCGUGACGUUGCCGACGCGCACGGCAACGUACUCGAAGCAGGAUCGUCUUACGGAUCGUUCUUUCAGGUCGACGUUCAACCUGUGACGUCACCCGUGCGCAACGCUGCUGCUUCGAAUUCCAUCAGGGUUCCCUCUGCGGAGAUGGUUCAAUCCCGGCAAUGUGUCCGUUGUCCUCGUAGGCGCACGAUUACCACGCAAACAGCCCCGUACCAAUCAAGAGUUGGCGUGCAGGCGUCUACAUUGGCCGGGGGAUGGAAUGUUGGUGUACAGACUCGCACCUUCAGCAUCUCGGUGGGAACUCAAACCAAGGCCUGGUGCUCAGCCACGGGCUCAACCCAGAAAAGCCAGCAUAACGCUGCUUCUUCAUUGGAUCAAAUGCGCGACUGCAGCGCCCAUGAACCGUUCCCCUCCAGCUCGCUGACAAAGUGCGGCGAACAUGAUAUUCACACCAACUAUGGAUGAUGUGAUUACCUGCUGAAGACCUUGGUUUCAAGAUGUGCUUUCGUGACGCCACACACCUUGGCCAAUUCUGUGGCACUUCCUGUGAAAAGGAGUACCGAGUCGUCGCCUGGCAGUGCGAUCAGUUCCAGGGAUCCUGUUGAUUGCGUGCUGCCAAACUACGCAUUGGUAGUUCAGGACGUGGAGGAAAGAAGCGUCAACAGAGCACAGAUGCCAUCAGCGAUUCCCGUCAAUAAAAGGGCAAAAACACCGUCCUUAUUUCCGUGCCUUGGCACUAAGCCUCUCA